AUGGAUGAGCUGCUUUCCACGCCGAUUGCCGUACGGCUCCUUCAGCAACCGGAAGCCCGUCUCCACGAUUUUCUGGUCCUCGAUGCUUAUAAGCCAAAAAUGCACGUAAUGUACGACAAGUACCUAAGCGGCGUAACGGCCGACUUUGCGCUUGUCGUACGGCGCGCUCCUCCGGCAGCUGACCCCGCCAGGCUGCCGCAUGAACGACCGGCGCUGUUUGCAUCCUUUGAGGCUUCUGCAGCGGCACUGAGUCGUACGAUGCCGUACGGGCCGUACGAGGUGAAUGCGCUGCGGACGCAAUUUGGUAUGGAGCUUCCGCAGUCCCUCCUGGAGCGGUGCCACCGUGACGGAGUGGCCCCCCUGGACUGGCAGCAGCGGCACCGGGGUGGGGCGCUGGCGGCGGAGAAGCACCACCAGCAGCAGCAGCAGCAGCAGCAGCAACGGGAGGGGGAGCUGCCGGGCAACAAGCAACAAGAGUCCGGGCGAGUGGCAAUUGCCUCAGGUCCGCUGGUGUCCGCAUCUCUAAUGGAGACGCCCCUCAUGCAGUGCUUUCAACAGCUCGCAGUGGAGGCCCAGGUGCAGGUGCAGGUACAGGCGCAGGUGCUGGCCCCGUCUCCUCCGGCGCUGUUCGAUCGCACUGAGCGGCUGGCCAACUCCCUGUCGCGAUUGGUUCUGACGGUGCAGCGAAUCAACGCUCUGAGACACGGGUGCCGAGUGGCGCUGUUUGCGGGUCGUCGCGCCAGUGACCUGCUGUACUUGGUACUUCAAAACCUGUACUGCGCCGCACACCUGGACGGGUACGACGGGACGAGCUCGCUGUACGUGGUGGCGAUAUUGGGCCGCGAGUGGACUCAGAUGGGGGUUCCGGAGCGGGAGUGUUGGGGCGGCGUGGGCCGGUUGAUUGGCACACACGCGCACGAACAGGUCAGCGCCGUGCAGCAGCUUCUGGCGCCGUACGACGUGGAAGCUGGCCGCCGCUGCGGCCUGCCCCACGGCGUUGCGGUGACACCGCUUCUGGCGCACCUGCUGUUCCUGGCGGCCAACGGCAGCGGAGGCGCUGACGGCGGCAGCGCCACGGCCCUUGCGGACACCCUCACGACGGCCGCCUUCCUGGCCGUGUCGCGUGCUUUAGCGGUGCCGGCGGCGUUCCGCCGCGAUGUGGAGGCGGCGUUCGGCUGGUUGGUUCCGGAGCACGCCCGCUGCUUCGACCUGUUCAGGGUAUGGAGGCUGGACUCUGGCGACUACGAGAAGGUGGCGGCGCAGAUUAUCGCGGCGUGGGAGGCGAGGUGCCUAGAGCUCCAGGCGGUCGGCCACCCGCCACUGCCCCGCCCCCACCUCAUGAACUCCAACCUGAGCUCCGAGGAUGACAUCGCCGCCGUGUGCAACCUUGACCCACGGGUCAGACCCACAACACUGGCGUUUGGCACGCUGGCCGACGGCUUCCUCCCCUUCCUUGAUCCGGAGGGGGAGGGGGAGGACGGUGAGGGGGGCAAGCAAGCUGGAACGGACGGCGGCGGCAGCGGCAGGCCAACGAUGUCGCUGGCGUCUGUGGUGAUGAAGCUCGUGCAGGCGCGGCCGCCGCGGCCGUUGCCUUCGUUGAGCGUCAGCGGUGACGGUGGCGGUGACGGCGGCUUACCUGCAACCGCGGUUAAGCUCGGUGAUGGUGACGGUGACGGUGAUAGUGGAAAGGUGCAAGUGGACCCCAGGCUGGAGCCCGAGGUGGCAAUGGCGGCGUUACGCGCCGCCACGGAGAUGGCCCGUGGGUCGGCGACUUCGGCCCUGGACUCCGCCGCCGUCAGUGCCGUACUGGCGGAGGCGUACGAUGCGGUGACCCGUCGUGGCGUGCUCAUGGCGGUGCCACCCACAAUGGAGUGA
Messenger RNA from Volvox carteri f. nagariensis, 1875 nucleotides. RefSeq lists its product as uncharacterized. The record is from RefSeq and is a predicted model, not a curated record. The transcript is spliced from 7 exons. NCBI's taxonomy places the organism in Eukaryota, Viridiplantae, Chlorophyta, Chlorophyceae, Chlamydomonadales, Volvocaceae. Bases 1 to 1875 code for a protein of 624 amino acids. Gene Ontology annotation, biological process: NAD+ biosynthetic process.